GUUGUCUGUUUGUGUGGUCUGAUCAGUGUGUCAUUGUGUGUCCCCUCUCCCUCCUCCUACCAGUCACCCCAGAGGCCAUCGGCUUCCUGUCGGCCGUGGGCGUCUUCAUCGUGGCGUUGGCCGUCCUCUUCCUCUUCAUCAACAAGAAGCUGUGUUUCUCGCGUGUCGGCGGACUGCCCUGUCUGGAGGAACAUGGCCGCCGGAAGAAAGGACGACAAGGAAUUCGCCAGGGUCUCGUGAACAGCUACGGUGACAACGAUGGCCUCAGCUCCUCCGACAGCGAAGAGGAGGUCCUGAAGCAGUUUGAGAUCUCGGUGUCGCGUUCGCAGAGUUUUCGCAGUACAGCGGUCAGCGGCGGCGAACAGCCGGCCCAGCAGUCUCAGCUAGCGUUGGGUCGACGCCACAAAUUCACCCGACUGUCGGACCAGGAGGAGGGCAGCACCGAGCCGUCCGACUGUGAAGAGAUGGCGGCUCAGAACCAGUCGGGCUUCCAGGACCCGCUCUCGGCAGCAGUCGAGGAAAUCGAGAGGGCGUCUUCCGCCCCGCCAGACAACCCGUCUUUCCGCGAGGCAUCAGACGCCAGGGACAGUCCCGCCCCCAGCAUGAGCCGACCGGCCGCAGACGGCAGCGAGGACACGCAGCAGGCUGCACAGGACCGAGACCAAAAUGAAGUCACGGACAGCUCCUCCACCUGGAGCCCCAAG
Molecule: messenger RNA, 704 nt
Organism: Paralichthys olivaceus (Japanese flounder)
Lineage: Eukaryota; Metazoa; Chordata; Actinopteri; Pleuronectiformes; Paralichthyidae
Source: RefSeq, a predicted model, not a curated record